This is a messenger RNA of Gryllus bimaculatus (two-spotted cricket), 2763 nucleotides long. The record is from the annotation of a GenBank genome assembly. NCBI's taxonomy places the organism in Eukaryota, Metazoa, Arthropoda, Insecta, Orthoptera, Gryllidae.
AUGAUUCAAUGCCUGAUAUUGUCUGGGCUUCCUCCUAAAGAUCUGAACCCACCGUCCGCCACUGCCUCUGAUGGCGGAGAGGAGUUCAGGUGCUUGUUCGUGGUGAUGAUAAUGGCCAUUUAUUGGGUGUGUGAAGUUCUGCCGUUGGGAGUAACAGGACUCAUACCGAUUGCUAUGUUUCCGAUUUUGGGGAUCUACCCUACGAAGGCUACUUGCGCCACAUAUAUUAACGACACGACGAUGAUGUUUAUGUGUUCAAUCGUACUAGCAUUCGCUAUUGAAAGUAGCAAUCUGCAUCGCCGCAUUGCGCUGAAGACAAUUCUUAUCAUCGGAACGACUCACCUGAGUGAUAAGACGGGAGAUGAACCACAGGUUAAAGUUUGGAUUCACCACCAUUCAUGUGUUCACAACAGGUUAACCUUUGGAUUCAUGACUGUGACGAUGUUUGUGUCCAUGUGGAUUAUCAACACGGCAGCGACGGCUAUGAUGGCCCCGGUCGUGCUAGCGGUGCUACAAGAACUUGAAGGGGUAAUGAACCCGUACCCCACGCGGACGACGCGCUGCUACUUCUUAGGAAUCGCGUACUCGGCUUCCAUUGGCGGCGUCGGCACGCUCAUCGGGACUGGAACCAACCUCACUUUCAAGGGCAUUUUCGAAGAGAAGUUCCCCGAAGGUCCCGCGGUUGACUUCGCAGAUUGGGUGGGUGCCAUGUUGCCGCCGACGCUGAUUAUGAACACGCUCACGUGGGUUGUGUUGUCCUGGCAGUACCUCGGACUACUCAGAAAAUCCGGCAUGGACGAGGAGGUUCGUCUUCACAAGUUAGAGGGCAAGGAGCGAGCUAAGGAAGCAGCAGAUUUAGCUCGUUCAGUCAUUCAAGAGAAGCAUGCAGAACUCGGCCCUAUGAGUUGGGCGGAAAUUUGGGUGAUCGUGUUGUUUAUCAUCGUCGUCGCCUUGUGGAUCACACGGGAUCCAAACUGGAUGACAGGCUGGGCCCCUAUUAUAAGUAGCGUAUUAGCACUUGGGAACAUGCAGGAGAAUAUUCUGUACAACAUGCAGAAAACGGGCGGGGAACAUGUAGCUUUUAGUGUUUUAUGUGUUAAAAGCUUUUUAUGUGGAGUAACAUGCAGUGGGAACGGAGAAAAGACCAAGUCGACAGGAAAACGCGAUUCUGGUUUGGAAGGAGGUGGUGCUGAAAUUUCCAUGGGACCUCAUGUUCCUACUGGUCGGGUGUCAAUAGCAACGCAGUCUGCAGCUGUCGCUCCUGCAGGUUCGGGCUUCGCCUUGGCCAAGGGGAGCGACGUGUCCGGGAUGUCCCAUAUGAUCGGGGGCGCCCUGCAAAUCCUACAAAAGCUCGAUCCCUGGUUCGUGCUCCUGCUGGUUUGCUUCAUCGCGAGCAAUAUGACGGAGUUCACCUCCAAUGUUGCUGUCGCUAAUAUACUUUUACCAGUGAUCUCAGAUAUGGCUGUCGUCAUUCAAAUCAAUCCCACGUAUCUCAUGCUGCCUGCUGCGGUCUGCUGUUCAUUCGCCUUCAUGUUGCCCGUGGGCACCCCGCCGAACGCCCUCGUCGCCGGCUACGUGAACAUCCGCACCACUGACAUGGAGUUCAGAUGCUUGUUCGUGGUGAUGGUAAUGGCUAUUUAUUGGGUGUGUGAAGUUCUGCCCUUGGGAGUAACAGGACUCCUUCCUAUUGCGUUGUUUCCCAUUCUGGGGAUUCUCCCUACGAAGCCCACUUGCUCUACCUACCUGAACAAUACGACGGCGAUGUUUUUGUGUUCAAUAUUCUUAGCAUUUGCCGUUGAAUCAAGCAAUCUUCAUCGCCGCAUUGCUCUGAGGACAAUUCUCAUCAUCGGAACUACACAUUUGAGGUUAACCUUUGGAUUCAUGGCUGUAACAAUGUUUGUGUCCAUGUGGAUAAUCAACACGGCAGCGACGGCUAUGAUGGCCCCGGUCGCUCUGGCGGUGCUGCAAGAACUAGAAGGGGAACCCGUACCCCACGCGCACGACGCGCUGCUAUUUCUUCGGGAUCGCCAAAGAGAUAAUCUGCGAGUGUUGGGAAUUCGAGUAGUGAAUAGUAGGGUUGUGAAUAUGAGUAAAAUAAAAUCUAGCAAGAACGAUGAGGACAAAGCGGGCAGCAAGGAGCGAGCGAAGGAAGCUGCAAUUUUAGCUCGUGAAGUUAUUAGACAGAAGUAUGAAGAACUCGGCCCCACGACUUGGGCGGAAUGGUGGGUGCUCUCUUGGUUCAUCAUCGCUGAAGAUCAGCUCGGCCACACCGGGGGUGGUGGUGUCGCUGGUUUUGUUCGCCCUCCCGGCGACGCCGUCGCUGUUCUACUGCCUCAGUCGCGACCCGGAGAAAAGACCAACUCGACAGGAAAACCCGAUUCUGGUUUGGAAGGAGGUGGUGCUGAAGUUUCCGUGGGGCCUCUUUCCACCGUCGUUAAAAUCAACCCCACGUACCUGAUGAUUCCUGCGACGGUCUGCUGUUCGUUCGCCUUUAUGUUGCCCGUGGGCACCCCCGCGAACGCCAUCAUCGCCGGCUACGCCAACAUUCGCACCACCGACAUGGUGCGCGUGAAAGAAACGUCAUCCCUUGUAUUUUUCUUUUCCAAUUCUGUAUUCGUGUCCUGGCAAUUAAUGAUCACCGGCAUUCUACCAACUCUAAUAACUUUAACUAUCAUCGUUGCUGCUUUUCCAACGUACGGUGCCUUCAUAUAUCCAGAUCUGACUGAAUUUCCUGAUUGGGCAAAGGGAAAUGACACAAACUAG